Messenger RNA from Lodderomyces parapsilosis, 2178 nucleotides. RefSeq lists its product as uncharacterized. The record is from RefSeq and is a predicted model, not a curated record. Lineage: Eukaryota; Fungi; Ascomycota; Pichiomycetes; Serinales; Debaryomycetaceae. The transcript has a single exon. Bases 1 to 2178 code for a protein of 725 amino acids.
AUGUCACUGAAGACAACUCAAGUUCUGGACUCAGCUGGUAAAACAAACUCGCCACUAUCUCAACUACGACUAUCAGUCAUCGACUCAAGUAUCAAGCAAUCAUCAUCGCCAACGUCAUCAUCCACUAGACCAAGGGUAACUUCUUCAUCGAAACCAAACCAUCAACCUAAACCUCUUUCUGCUAAUGGGUCACAAAGUGACGAAGUCAAGAAAUACACCACUGACGCAAACCUUGAUCUGUUUGUACAAAACUCAUUAGACACCACAACCGAUGAUACACUACUAAAAAGCAAGCCACAUCAUGCAACUCAGGAAAUCAUUACUAAAGAUGAUGUGAAAAAAGCCGGUGCACUUGCUUCACUUUUUCUAGAUACGAGAAACAUACUUCAAGCAGAAUGCAACGUUGUUGACCCAGCACCGAACUUAGAUCCCAACCCACUUCAUCAUGAUUCUCCUUUUGAAGACACCAAGAUCAGUCGUAGUACAUUUAUACGAGCAGAAAAAGUGAAAUCAAUGUUGGGAGUGAAAUAUCUCCACAUUCAACGUAUUCACGAUUGGCAGGAAGCAAAUGGUGACCAUAAUUUACACCCUGGAGUGGAGGGGGUUUACAAUCCACUUCAAAUUUUGAGAAAUAGAAAAAUCAGAGCCAAGUAUCACGAGUAUCCGAAGCCAUUACAUUUAAAAACUAUACCACUCGCAUGUAAUGUGUUUAGCAAGCAUAAUUUACCAGGUCAUCGACAUCACCUUAAAAAGGAUUGGAAGAUGUUGUGGGCCAUAGAAUUGGAAGAGUAUAUUGGGGAUGCAAGGUGGAGAGUUCAUCAUUGGAAUGAGUUGAAGGAUCCUCAUGGGAACUAUUGGUUUCCUGAUGAAGUUACUGAAAAUGGUUACAACCAUCGUCGAAAGAAGCAUAGAUUUAGACAACGAUUACAUGAUAAAUUGUUUGAAAUUUCUGAUGAUGAAGUAAAACGCAGCAAGUCGAAUACCGAUCAUGCUGAAGAUAAAUCAAAUCAUAGAGUACUGAAAUUUUCGCUCGAUACUUCAACUAGUUCAGAGAGUGAUGCACAACACUCUAGAGCGCCUGGCACAGACCCCCUUGCUUUGCACCAACAACAUCGUCACCACCAUCAUAAACACAGACUCAAGACAAAAGUGAAACGUUUGUAUCAUGGUGAAUCAUCCUCAUCUAAUUUACUGAAACAUCAUACUACUUCAGACGAUAAACUCGGUAGUGGUCUGACUGGCUCGGAACCAUUGGAAAACGAGUUGAACCGAACACGUAGCAAUUUAGACCCAACUAAAUCACAUGAUGACAAUAAACAUCAACUCAAUGUACCUUUGAUCUUGGAACCUGAACCCGAGCCACAUUUGAGCAAUGCAAAUAAUCAUGGUGUUGUUGUUCCCCCAACCAUCCGCAUUGAGGAAAGUACACCUGACCCUAUAGCUCAAUCCAAGUUGCAAGGAGUUGAAAUCCACCCAACAAAACGAGGCGGUUCCAUUAGUGACGUGUCACCAGUGAGUUCCAAUACCAAUGACAAUGAUGAUAAACUAUCAUCCAAGAUUGAAAAAAUCGACACUGGGACGAUAAUCAAUCAACAAGAGCAGAAUUUAAUCAGGGUGCUUAGUUGUUUGAGCUAUUUACGACAAUCGUGUUACACUCGUUUACAAUACUUGCUAUCCAUUUACCCCAACUAUUUACAACUGGUACAACACAAACUAGAUCAUGUGAAAUCAAAUUCAAUUGACGAAAUCUUGCAAUUGAUGUCAUUAAUCACUGACGAAAGUUUACCGGCAUUUGAAGAUUUACAACGUGGCUGUCUUGAUGAAAGUAAAUCAAUCUUGCACAUGGUCAACAAUAACUAUUCCAUCAAGAUUGACACGUUGCUAAGUGCUGGCGAUCGAGCAAUUUCGGAAAUCAAUGCUUCAUUGUCAUUGGAUUUGAGAAAGACUACUGAAAGAUUAGACAUUUUGGAACAAUCUUUAAUGGCUAAUAAUCAAUCAAGUUUGAGUUUGAAGCUGGAUUUGACAACCGAUGCAACAAUGAAUUAUCGUAUGUUGUAUUUGAUACUUGAGAAUAUAAUUGUUGGUGUGUUGAAAUUGGUUUGGGUUGUGGUUAAUGUAUACAAGGCUAUAGCUUGGUGUGUUUGGGGUGUUUGGAGGUUUGUACGGGUAUUUAUUUAG